Molecule: messenger RNA, 555 nt
Organism: Pararge aegeria (speckled wood butterfly)
Lineage: Eukaryota; Metazoa; Arthropoda; Insecta; Lepidoptera; Nymphalidae
Product: ADP-ribosylation factor-like protein 16
Exons: 3
Coding region: 1-555 (184 amino acids)
Molecular function (GO): GTP binding; GTPase activity
Source: RefSeq, a predicted model, not a curated record
AUGGACGACCCUGAAAAGAAAAUCACUGUUCUCUGUUUAGGACCUAAAGGUUCGGGAAAAACGACCUUACUCAAAAAGUUACAGGAGGCUGAAGGAAUUGACUAUACCUAUAGUCCAGUGCCAACUAUUGGAACAAAUAUUUACGAUGUUCAUUAUCUCAAUAAAGCUGGAAAGAAACAAGUGCUUUCCAUUCGGGAAGUUGGUGGCGAAAUGGCACCACUCUGGAGUAAUUACUUCGAAGGUGUUGAAAAGAUAAUCUACGUUGUGGACACCUCAAACUUGUGCCAAAUCUCUGCUGCCGCUGUUAUGCUUUACACGUUGUUAGCUGAGCCUCAAUUAAAAAAAGCUAAGUUUAUUUUAGUCCUGAGCAAAAUGGAUGCAGCAUACAGGCAGAUGCGCAACGAAGCAUUGCUAAUGCUUCAGUACGCACGGCUCAGCAAUGAACUACAAAAUAAGCCUACUCUUCUAGAGGUCUCACCACUAACGGGCGAAGGACUAGACACCUUACGAACGCUCCUCGCAGAAACAAAACGCUUUGCGCCUGCUGUACAAUAG